Messenger RNA from Planococcus citri (citrus mealybug), 682 nucleotides. RefSeq lists its product as uncharacterized. Bases 157 to 609 code for a protein of 150 amino acids. The record is from RefSeq and is a predicted model, not a curated record. The transcript is spliced from 2 exons. NCBI's taxonomy places the organism in Eukaryota, Metazoa, Arthropoda, Insecta, Hemiptera, Pseudococcidae.
CGUAACUCGUCACAUUCAAUUAAGGAAGGUUUUUGUAAUGAACUAGAUCGUGAAAAGUGUUUCAUUUUAAAUCCAUCGAAGUAGUCGAUAUUACUCGGAAGUGCUCCUACUUGGUGUUUCGAUUCGCAAAUCGCUUCCUUGAAAUAAUUCUCUUCCAUGAUGAUUUCGUGUAAAUUGGUGUUUUUCAACGUGAUGGCUUUCGUCUACUCAAAACCUCUAGUACCAGUUGCACUAGACCCUUCAAACGUAUUACUCGCAGAACCAUCAGUCAGCAUAGCUCAUAUCCCUGCCCAUAUUGGAACAGCAAUUUCAAAAACCAUACAAUACGCUGAAACUCCAGCCAUUACUGGAUUCUCAUCAACUCUUUAUAAACCAGAUCUCAGUCCAUUUGGAGGUGGUCCAGUACCUUACCAUUAUACGUACCAAGACACUUUACUUCGUCCGACCAAGAUCAUAGUUCCAAAAAUAGCCAAAAUGGAGCCCGAUGUCGUCCACGUGCCUGUGAUACCUUCGAUUAAAGAUGUCGAAUUAGCUGCCCCCAUUUUCCCCAAGUUUCCAGCUAUUAACCAUGACCUUAUUCAGUACGCUCCGGUAGUGCCACCUUUGUAAAAAAAAAAAAUAAGUAGCUCAAAUUAUUUAUUUUAAGUUAGUACAUAUUUGUCGAAUAAAUUAUUUUUCGUGA